Messenger RNA from Lasiosphaeria miniovina, 2145 nucleotides. RefSeq lists its product as uncharacterized. Gene Ontology annotation, cellular component: nucleus. Gene Ontology annotation, biological process: DNA-templated transcription. Bases 1 to 2145 code for a protein of 714 amino acids. Lineage: Eukaryota; Fungi; Ascomycota; Sordariomycetes; Sordariales; Lasiosphaeriaceae. The transcript is spliced from 9 exons. The record is from RefSeq and is a predicted model, not a curated record. Gene Ontology annotation, molecular function: zinc ion binding; DNA binding.
AUGAGAAGCAAAUGUUUGCACGAUAAGGCCAAGCCACCUUGCAAUGCCUGUCGCGAUUCUGGCCUUGGAGCCGCCGACUGUAUCUUCCCCGUCCGCGGCCAGCCUGACCAGGACCGUGACUACCGCCACCCUCGCAUGAGGGCUGAGAAGAACAACAAGCGCGACUCGGUCAAGGUACGCCGCGAAAUUCUCGAUGCUCCAGUCGUCUCGCCCGCGCCAUCCUCGGCGCCGUCCCGACCCCCAAAAGGCGUGGACGAGUGGGACCUCCUCCCGCCCCUGCCCGAGAUCAUCGAGGCCGUCAACAUGUUCACGGCCCACUACUUCCAGCUAGGAUUCAUCCCCAAGCAAAAGUUCCCCGAACGCCUGCGCACAAACCACCGCUCAGUCAGCGUCUUCUUCCUGUUGGGCAUCCUCAGUAUUUCGGCACGUCUAACGCCGGCCCUGAUCGAACGCUACGGGAGUGCCGUGAAUGCCUCCGAGACCUUUAUGGAGCGCGCUUCUAGCGUGGCCCUGAAUGAGCUUUACAAGGAGCCCAGUCUUGAAAAAUGCCAAGCCUUUUAUCUGCUGAGCAUCGCGCAGCAGGGCAGCGGCGUAAAGGACAGGAGUUCUAUCAACAUGGGGAUAGCCGUGCGCAUGGCAACUCUGAUGCAGCUCCACCGGGAGGAAACAUAUGUGCUUGUGAAUCCCACCAAGGAGCUGGUUAUGAGAGCCGAAUCAGCCCGGCGCACCUUGUGGAUGUUGCACAGUCAAGAUAACUUGCAUUCGGGGCCACGGUCUCCGGUCUCACUCGCAGCUAGCGACAUAACAACGCUUCUCCCGAGCAACGAGAAGGAUUUUGCUAACGCACGAGAGCCCAAAUCAAGAGCAGCACUUGAGGGCACACCACCCGCUAUAGAGAACCCGAGGCUCGUCGCUGACGAAGGGAGAUCUCUAUUUGCGACACUUAUCCAGGCACAUCACUUUUGGGGUGCCAUAUCCCGUCGAGCUAUUACCCACGACAAGAGCCUGCGGCCGUGGGAGCCGGCAAGCGACUAUGCCAAGAUGGAAAGGCGGCUUGCAGACUGGGAGAGAGGCCUGCCCAAUGACCACCGAUGGAGCAUUUUCCUGUUGAAGGGCUACAAACAAGAAGGCCAGGAUCUGGCGUAUCUUGGCGUGACUAUGAUUACGAGGCUUUGCAACAUUGUUAUUCGAAAAUCAUAUUUACAUGAAAUGAUAUCAUAUGACAAGUUUGAUCCAAAGUUGACAGCCUUCUGGGCGAGAAUGUCGUUGGAACUCUUUAGAAACGUGAAGGACCUGUACGAACAAAUCGAGACACAAUAUGGUGAUAGAUCACCUGAAGAAGGAACGGGGGCUCAGAUGGCAGCCUUUUGUGUGUAUAGUUGCGGUUUUCUUGCCGGGUAUCUGUGCAAGUAUCCAAACGUCUGCCCCGAACCCAACCUAGUUCGUGAGGGCCCGAUGAUGGUUCAGCGGGUUCUCAACAUCUUAGCUGAAAGCAAAAAUGUCUGGCCACUGGCCUCGCGCUGGUACGACCACCUGGAGAGGUUUUGUAGGGCCCAGAAAGGCAUCGUAGUUGGGGCAGAGGGCAGCAUGGCUGACAGCGCACAACCCAUCCCCAAUGCUCUCCACCCGGCUCCCACUCCUUCGGUCAUCAAGCCGAUCCAGCCGCGCAUCGUUCCGCCUUCUCCCGACACAAAGAACGGCAUCCUUUCGCAGCAUUCCAACACCCCAAUCCUACCUCUCCCGCAGCCAAACCCGACGCCGACACCAACGCCGACGCUCUACAACAUCGACCCCAACCUGCGGCGGUCAGCUCCCCAGGUACAGCAGCACGCGCAGGGUGGUAUCAUCUCACCACCACAGCAAGGCGUCGUGGGCCCAUCACAUGUGCAAACACAGCACCAGCAGCAGCAGAUCAUAAGUGGGAGGCCUGACGGCCUCGGUCUUCUGAUCGAGGCUUUUGACACGCACCAGACGGGCCUGCCAGACCCGCGUUACGAUCCUCAGACGGCGGCGCAGGAUUACUACCCACAGACGGGGCUGGCGGUCAACGACGGCUACGAGAACGAGCUUGGCUACUAUAUGUCGGACGGCGUGCCGGCAACGAUGCAGAACUGGGUAAGUGGCUCAGGCAUGUACGGAUAUUAG